Messenger RNA from Meloidogyne enterolobii, 2034 nucleotides. Lineage: Eukaryota; Metazoa; Nematoda; Chromadorea; Rhabditida; Meloidogynidae. The record is from the annotation of a GenBank genome assembly.
AUGUUUUUGAAAGCUAGCAUAGAAAGGAUUUUAACUGAUGCUGGUACUAGACGAAAAGAAAAUGUUGAAUUGAGAAAAGCUUGUGAAGAGUCUCUCGAGCAACUUAAUGCAGAAUUACAGACUUUUGGGCAGCAACAAACAGAAAAUGGAACGGGGCCGUCUUGUGCUAUUUUGCCUAAUGGAAAUAAUAUUUUUUUGGCUGACCGGUAUUUUCCUCCUUUUGAAUUGGCAUGCCAAAGUAAAUCCUCCAAAAUUGUUAUAAAUGCUUUGGAUUCACUUCAGAAAUUAAUUUCCUAUGGCCAUUUAAUUGGUAAUCAACCAGACAGUGAUAAUCCUGAACAAUUACUUAUUGAUAGAGUUGUUCAAGCUAUUUGUGCUCCAUUCCAAGGUCCCCACACUGACGACGCCGUUCAACUUCAAAUAAUUAAGGGAAUUCUUGCAUUAAUUCUCAACCAGACUUGUCGAAUCCACGAAAGUUCUUUAUUGCUUGCUGUGCGUACUUGCUUUAAUAUUUAUUUGGCUAGCAAAAGUCCAAUUAAUCAAUCGACUGCAAAGGGUAUUUUGACACAAACAAUUAAUUAUGUUUUUACAAAUAUGGAGAGAACUGUGGUUGACACUGCUGUUAUUCCUUUUGAUGAAAAUUCGGUUGUAAAGGAUGUUCUCGAUUCUGUAGUUUAUCAAGUUAGUACAUCACUCGAUUCUUGUCAAUAUGAGAAUGGGGAACAGGAUUUGAAGUCAACAAAUAUCGAUUUUAACGAGCCUCUCAGUCCAAAUGAACAAAAUAUAAUUUUAAAUGGUUCAAUUCAUUCAUCUUCCCCAAGUUAUUAUUAUGGAAUAAAUGGAUCUAGUGAAAAUACUACAGAUUUAAAUGUUACAACAAAUGGGGGAACUCCUAGACAAUUACAACAACAAAAAUUAGAAUUUAAUUCAAUUGAGGAAAAAGAUGCUUUUUUAAUUUUUAGAGCACUUUGUAAACUUUCAAUGAAACAUUUGCCUGAUGAACAAGAUCCAAGAAGUCAUGAACUUCGAUCAAAAAUUCUUUCACUUGAAAUGAUUUUACUUGUAAUGGAGCAUAUAAAUGGUCAACCAUUACCUGAUCAUCACAGUUUUGUUUAUGCAAUUCGGCAUUUCUUGUGUGUCGCUUUAACACAAAAUGCUGUUUCUCCAACAAUUACAGUCUUCGAAAAAGCACUUUCAAUAAUUGUUCAAUUAAUAAAUAAAUGGAAAUCACAUUUAAAAAAACAAUUGGAAGUAUUUUUUAAAGAAAUUUUACUUUCAAUUCUUGAAAGUCCUUCAAGUUCGUUUGAACAUAAAUGGGCAGUUUUAAAUGCUUUGAGUAAAAUUUUUGAUGACUCGCAAAGUGUGGUGGAUAUUUAUGUUAAUUAUGAUUGUCAUAUGACUUCUGCUAAUAUUUUUGAAGAGUUGAUUUCUCAUUUGGCUAAAAUUGCUUCAAGUUAUUCUUCGGACCCUUCCUCCCCCACACAUGGUCAACAAAUUGCAAAAGAUCGUGAAAAACGGAUGCGUGAAUUGGCGUUGAAAUGUUUAGUUAAGGCUUUAAAAUGUCUGGUUGCUUGGUAUGAGGAUAUGGAAAUUGGGAAAGAAGUAUCUAUUCAAUAUCCAGCAGAAGAGCAGCAACAGCCUCUUCAACUUUCUACUGAAGGAAGUGCUGCUGACGUUAAUCAAAUUGUUCAGGUCAAACAACAAAAAAGCCUUAUCGAAUCAGGCAUUGAUUUAUUCGCUAAAAAGCCUGCUCAAGGCCUCGCAUUUUUACACUCAAAAGGCUUCAUUGGCACAGAACCAGAAGAUAUAGCAGCAUUUUUUCAUGCUGAAGAACGUUUGGAUAAGUCAGUUAUUGGCGAUUAUCUCGGUGAUGGAGAUUCAUUUAACCAAAAAGUUAUGUAUUCUUAUGUUGAUACUUUUGAUUUUUCUGGUGUUAAUAUUGUUCAAGCUUUGCGUACUUUGCUCAAUAAAUUUAGACUUCCCGGUGAGGCUCAAAAAAUUGAUAGAAUAAUGGAAAAAUUUGCUAGCAGGUAA